AUGUGGAUUUACAAUAGCAAAGGUGAGAUAGAGCUUCAAAAGGGUCAGUUAUUCACCAACGUGGAUGCCUUCAGAGCUGCAUUGAAAGACUAUGUCAUUCAAAAAGGCUUUCCUAUUUUGAGAUUAAAGAACGAGAAGAGUCGAGUCACUGCUGUCUGUGGUGUUGAGGGAUGUCAAUGGAGAAUUCAUGCUUCAGCAGUGGCUGAUUCAGUCACUUUUCAUAUUAAAAGCUAUCAACCAAAACACACUUGUGUUAUGGACAAACAAUGUGCUGAGGCCACAUCUGACUGGAUGGCCAAGAAGUUGGUUUUUGUCAUGAGGGAUCAUCUUAAUAUGACCAGUAAAGGGGUAGAGACAGAGGCAGAGUUGCUUAAGUAUGCACAAAAGUUAGGAUUUCUGGAAGGGUGCAGACCUUUUGUGGGGUUUGAUGGCUGUUUCUUGAAGGGUCCAUUUGAUGGUGUAUUGCUCACAGCAGUUGCUUUGGAUGCAAAUAACAACAUAUUUCCUUUAGCCUUUGCUGUAGCUGAAUGUGAGAGCAAGGAUACUUGGAGGUGGUUCUUCUACUAUUUUUCUGAGUUUUUUGGACCAUUUGAUCACAGCAAACCUUUAACAUUCAUGAGUGAUAGGCAAAAGUUACAGGGAUUGAAUCUUGCAUAUGAGGAGAUGAUUCCUGAGGCAAUUGGAAGAAUUGUUGAGAAACUGAAAGAAAUUAGCCAAGCAUUAAGAAAAUGUCACAUGCAUAUGGCUAGUGAGGAUACAUUUGAGGUUGGUGAUAUGGACAGGACCUACAUAGUCAACUUGAGGCAAAGAAUUUGGGACUAUGGUGCUUUUCAAAUUUCUGGAAUUCCAUGCAAGCAUGCAACAUUAGGAGUUAUAUAUAGGAGAGAAAAACUAGAGAAGUACUAUGGAGUUUGGUUCACCAAAGACAUGUAUUUAAAAACAUACUCGCACAUGAUUCAUCCCAUUCCUCAUAUGAAGAGAUGGCCUCCUAUGCCUGAAGUGCUACCAACAACUGUCUUGCCACCACCUCUGAGAAGAGCUCCUGGUAGACCAAGAGUAAAUAGAAGAAGGGAAGCUGAUGAAACUGCUUGCACAGCACAGGCAAAGAGGUCAAACACUCUUAAGUGUGGAAAUUGUGGAGCUUUUGGUCACAAUAAGAGGACUUGCAAAGGAGCACCUGUGCAAAAAAGCUCUAGCAACACUACUCCUACUGAACAGGAUCAUGCAACUAGAAAUGUACCUAUUGUGCACUCCAGUCAAGGGAGCAAUCCAAGCCCCCCAAGUCAAAAUGGUGCAGCACAUAUUCAAGUGAAUGUGCAAACUACUGCAACUACUCAUGCUAAUAAAAAGAGAGGAAGGCGUUUUGGACACAAUCCUGCAACUUCUGUAACAGAAGUUGGUGGUAGAGCAAAAAACUUCAACUCUGCUCUAACUAAUCUAGUUGUUCUAGUUCCACCUACCAUUACAUCUCAAAAUGCUUCAUCUUGGCAAAACCUAUUUGUAAUGGAGAAAGAUAUGGGUGAAUUCCAUGAUUCUCCCCUACGGCUUGAAGAGGCCAUGGUUGCAGCUAAAACUUUUAACUCAGAGCUCUAA
Molecule: messenger RNA, 1593 nt
Organism: Coffea arabica (coffee)
Lineage: Eukaryota; Viridiplantae; Streptophyta; Magnoliopsida; Gentianales; Rubiaceae
Source: RefSeq, a predicted model, not a curated record